Hevea brasiliensis (rubber tree) is the source of this 1241-nucleotide messenger RNA. Its product is annotated as dehydration-responsive element-binding protein 1E. Bases 196 to 885 code for a protein of 229 amino acids. The transcript has a single exon. The record is from RefSeq and is a predicted model, not a curated record. Gene Ontology annotation, molecular function: DNA binding; DNA-binding transcription factor activity. Gene Ontology annotation, biological process: regulation of DNA-templated transcription. NCBI's taxonomy places the organism in Eukaryota, Viridiplantae, Streptophyta, Magnoliopsida, Malpighiales, Euphorbiaceae.
UCCGUGUCCAAUUCCUUAUCCUCUGAAAAUUUUAUAUGCUCUCACUAUAUAUGAGUAUCUUCAAGCCGACUCUCUAGUCUAAGCUAUAGCAUCUUCCCUUCCCAAAAACUUCAGAAGUUCAAUUUCAUACCAGAUUUGGAAGCGAAGUGAACCCAUUAAUCUAUAUUUAAUUUAGCUAGCUGAUUCCCUUCUUCAAUGGACUCACACCCAUUUUACAGCAGCCAAGAAUCAUCUUCACCGUCCCAUGCCAGCAGUACUACUGCAGCUCAUUCUAACUCGGAUGAAGAAGUACCGUUGCUAGCGAGCAGUCGUCCCAAGAAGCGCGCUGGGAGAAGAAUAUUCAAGGAGACUCGCCACCCAGUUUUCAGAGGUGUGAGGAAAAGAAAUGGUAAUAAGUGGGUGUGUGAGCUGCGAGAACCCAACAAGAAAUCACGUAUAUGGCUUGGUACCUUCCCUACACCAGAAAUGGCAGCCAGGGCACACGAUGUAGCGGCAUUGGCACUCAGAGGAAAGUCCGCUUGUCUUAACUUUGCUGACUCUGCUUGGAGGGCGUUGCCUGUGCCCGCUUCUCUAGAUGCUAGGGAGAUUAGGAGGGCUGCCAAGGAGGCUGCAGAGUUGUUUCCGACUCAAGAAUUUGAAGACGGUGAUCAGAUUACAGUACAAGGUAGUAACAUCGUGGAGGAUUCGAGUGAAGAUUGUAGUAAUGAGUGCAAAACUUUUCAAGAAAAUGCCUUGUUUAUUGAUGAAGAGGAGGUAUUUGACACGCCAAGGUUACUCGUGGAAAUGGCACAGGGUCUUCUACUCUGUCCACCUCAUUUUGAUGCGGAUGCUACUGAGCCGAAUCGCUGGGAAACCGACGUUGACAUGUCUUUGUGGAGUUACUAAUUAUUUUUAUUAAUAGUUAGUAAUAGUUUUCUUUAACCCAAAAUCAUGGAGUAAACAAUUCAUAUAAUCAAUCCCAAAUUUUUAAAAUAAAGGCUUAAUUUAGUUGAAUUGAGUUGAGUUAGUAAUAGUAUUUUGUUUUUACUAUUUUAUUUACAGGAACUGUAAAUGUCAUCAUAGAGGAAGACUCUAAAAUAGAUCGAAAUAGAAAAAAGUUUUUUUUUUAUUUUUUAUUUUAGAAGAUAAUUUUCAUGUGUUUUUUGAGAGGGGGAGAAUAAACUCUGUGUAAACACAAUGAUUUCUCAUCAUAGAAUAUCAUUUGUUUAUAAAUACGAAAAAGCUUCCUUUUAGUUUGAUAA